Anneissia japonica is the source of this 3224-nucleotide messenger RNA. Its product is annotated as adhesion G-protein coupled receptor G6-like. The record is from RefSeq and is a predicted model, not a curated record. Lineage: Eukaryota; Metazoa; Echinodermata; Crinoidea; Comatulida; Comatulidae. Gene Ontology annotation, biological process: G protein-coupled receptor signaling pathway; cell surface receptor signaling pathway. The coding region runs from base 422 to 3073 and encodes 883 amino acids. Gene Ontology annotation, cellular component: membrane. The transcript has 15 exons. Gene Ontology annotation, molecular function: G protein-coupled receptor activity.
UUUAUAUAGCACAGGAUACUGGAUAUUGUUUAUCACUACAUUGUAAAUAGUAUUUUAAGUUAUUAAUGGUAUCAUCAUAACAUAAUGAUAUGGUUUAAGACAUUCUGCGGAUGUAGAUAUCUAUGUUGUUUGUAUGUGACACGGACUUAGCGUCCCUUCUUAGGACGAUUCUUUCCUUUUCUAAUUGGCAAGAACAAAGACAAGACGUACCGAAAAAUAGCAGCCGUGUCCAUUUGAAAAUCUACUGUAGCUACCGUUUUUCGGGGGAAGGAGCUAUAGCAGACAAAGAAUUAUGAUACAUGAUUAUUAUAUGGUUCCUUGUGAAGCACUGUAAUCCAAGAUUUUCACACUGAUACUGUCUUCCGACGUGUAGGUCUGGACCCUUUUCAUCGGUUCAAAACAAGGUAAAACGAGGUAGAAAAUGGCGAAAGUUCUAGGCUACCUAUGGCUUCUACCCAUCUUACAGAUACUUACAAGACGCAAAGUAUAUGGCGACCAGACAGGAUGGCAUCUGGUUUAUAAAGGUGUAUCUGAAGCUGGUGAUCCAGAUCUGUAUCAUUUGUGGCGAGAUGACGGCUCGUUAAACGCCUUGAACGACUCAGCACGUGCACUAAAUGACAACCUUAAAGCACACUUCAAAAGUCCGAUGGUAGACAGGUGGUCGGAGAUCGAAAUUCGACGGGUUAAAUUUUCUAUCUACAAAAAUGGCGUAGAAGAAGCAUACGUAAUAUUUGAUGGCAGAAAUACCAACAAAAUGGAUUGGUUUGCUAAAGAAAAAGUGAUGUCAACCUCAUUCAAUGAUUUCAACAGAGAAACAACACGUCAUUUCUCAAUAGAAGGCCACGAUGACGGUGGACAUAGUCGACAUUGGUUUAUAAAUGAGAUUUAUAAUGGAUGCACAAACGAUAAAGGAUGGACAGUGACGAUAACUGCCAAAGGAAGGUGUCCAUGGAACGUGCAUUCGAAAUAUCCACAAAUAAUGUUCUCUCCGACAAGAGGUAGCGUAGUUUGGCAGACAGGUGAUCCGAAAAAAGCCGAUUUCUUUUCUGUCUUUCUCGAAUACAAUGAUCCUUGUCCGUAUAACGUUGUGGUGAUAGAGGGUGUGACGUACACAUUUGAAGCUUCACCGGCAAAUUUCUUGGCUAACUCACUUGAAAUGUGUGGUUUAGAGGAAAAUAAUCCUCGGUCAGCCCGGGCAACGCGCAUGUGUAUUUCUGAUCCGCGAGGAGGUUCAGUCUGGGGAGAAGUUAUAGUUUCGGAAGGUCUAUGUGACAUCGAUGAUAUCAACGAGUUAGCGCAGGUGACUGUGACGGAGAAGAAUGUCGAAGACGUUGCUAGGAAACUGUCAAUCUUCACAGAGGACGAGAAUGACGAACUUAGCCUUAAUGAUGUUGCCACCAUUUUAGAAAGAGUAACUGAAGUAGGAGCAGGCAAUCAAAAUGUAACAAUGUUCACGGUGAAAGUUGUCAGUAAUGUACAAGAUGCAGACGAUGACCUCUUUAUGGCAGACAACCAGAGUAUGAUUGCUUCUUCAAGAAUCGUGAAAUCCCUAGAGGCUCAACUAUCUUCACUUACGAACUUCAGAGACGUCCAGGACAAUGUAGCUGUACAGACGAUGAUGUUCGAUCCAGCAGCUUUGGAAAAUGGAAUCGGAUUUGGUUCCAUCCAACCGAUGAAUGGUAACUUUCGUAACAGCCUUGAACAAGAAAAUAUAAAACAAUUUGAAGACGUAGAUGCAUAUUUAAUGGAGAUGUUUGAAACAUCAAUCGCGUUACCACCGGAAAUUGUCACUAAGAGUCAAGAACAAGCAGGUUCAAAUGAUCUACAAGUGAGCUUCACCAUCUAUCAAACUUCUAAGCUAUUUACAUCUAAUCGUCUAAUGUCUAACAAAACUAGAACGAUCGGAAGUCGCGUCAUAUCGGCUGCUGUAGAGCGAGUAACUGUGGCAGGGUUGAAGGAACCGGUCAGAGCUGCCUACUUACCAGUUGUGGAAGGCGCUGAUGGGAAUCCUGAAUGCGUUUUUUGGGACUUUGAUUUGGAAAACGGACAAGGCGACUGGUCCAACGAAGGCUGUGUUUACAACGAAACAUCCGACGGCCGUGUCGUAUGCUUCUGUGACCAUUUAACAAACUUUGCUGUUAUUUUGGAUUAUUCUGGUCAAGCCGGUCCAACCACGAGGUUUCAAGAUGCUUUGACCUACAUCAGCAUCAUAGGAUGUGUAAUAUCUAUCGUCUUCUUGGUUAUCACUAUUUUUACAUUUAUGUACUUCAAACACUUACGAGGAAAGCGCCCUCAACGGAUACUUAUUAACUUGUGUUUUUCUCUGCUGUUUCUGUAUCUAACUUUUGUCAUCGGGAUUGAGUUGACGAGUUGUCAAAAUUGCUGUAUUGUCGUGGCCAUCAUGUUGCAUUACUUCGUUCUAACGUCGCUGUCGUGGAUGCUUGUUGAAGCGAUAAAUAUGUAUCUAAAAUUUGUUUUGAUAUUUUACGAAGAAAUACGUUGCUUUAUGUUGAAGUCCGCACUCCUUGGCUGGGGUGUACCUAUUAUACCAGUUGCAAUAAUUGCGUCCAUGAACUACAAGGAGAUAUAUUCCAACGACGAAUACUGUUUUAUGAAACCCAGCUUGGAAUUUUAUCUGGGAUUACUGGUCAUUGCAGCAGUUAUUCUUAUCAUAAACUUCGUCAUAUAUGUUCAGGUCAUUCGAAAAUUAACAUGUCGACGAAGGUUUACGAAGGCAAAGAGCGACAAAGAUAAAAUGAGCGAACUGUCGGUCCGUGUGCAGAACGCAAUUGCCAUCAUGAUGCUUUUGGGCCUAACAUGGAUUUUCGGGUUCUUGGCAAUAGACGAAUCCGACACUGUCCGAGAUUUGUUCCAGUUGAUAUUCUGUGUUUGUAACUCGUUGCAGGGUUUAUUUGUGUUCCUACUUUUCUGUGUUCGUCGACGAGAUGUGAGGGAUUCAUGGGCAUAUUUCUGUUGUAAGAUUGGCCAAAAGCCAGGACAGUUUAUAACAACGACUUCAAAGCAACGCUACGCAACCGAGAAAACUUCGGUCUCGGCUAAUUCUACCAAUUAGAAUUAAUGUAUUGUUGUUACCAUUAUAAAGCAAAUGGCUGUAAGUUUGAAAAUCACGAAUAACAUGUUAUUUGCUUAUAUGAAAUUGUAUAAAUUAUGUAGUAUAUAUAUAUAUAUGUAUAUAUAUAUAAGUUGGUAUAAAUUAUGUAGUG